Messenger RNA from Emericellopsis atlantica, 1379 nucleotides. RefSeq lists its product as uncharacterized. The transcript has a single exon. Bases 429 to 1205 code for a protein of 258 amino acids. NCBI's taxonomy places the organism in Eukaryota, Fungi, Ascomycota, Sordariomycetes, Hypocreales, Bionectriaceae. The record is from RefSeq and is a predicted model, not a curated record.
UCCGAUAGCAGCACGAAUACUCCACGAUGCCCCCCGUCUGUCUUCAAGAAGAAGCGCGGGGCCCCCUCAUUCUUCCAGGUCACCCAGGCUCCAGUGUCCCAGCCCCGGACCUUGCCAGCUGCACGCAGGUGCUAUGCAUGCACGCGCCGGGCAAUAGGUAAGGUAGGCAGAAACAAUACUGUUCUAUUCUUAUCGCCGCGGUCACAUCUCCAGUCUCCCACUCACGUCACAUACCACCAGCUCCAGUCACUCAUCACUCACAGACUGGCGCUGCAUCCUUUCCCCCCCAAGCGCGCCCUACCGCCCGGCACAUUCCAUCCGAUCGUGGAUUCUGGUCGACCUUGCGAUACUAGUUAGCCAAGUGCCGUCGACCGAGUUGUGCUAGCGCUGCAAGACGUCAAGUAUUGACACCACUGGCCGCCGCCACCAUGUCUGCGGUCCCUGACCCUGGCCUCACAGGAGACACAACCACCGAGCUGUCAACGUCUCACCUUGCACGUUUCGAGUUUAGCGAUGCAGGCACAAAGAUCCUCAUGGUGGAAUGGGCACCUGGUGCCGUGGCAUCUGCGCCAUCUUCAUCAUCGGCAUUGCCAACGGCACCAGUCGAUGCGCCGUCACCAGCAACACCAGCCAGGAGCAAUGACUGGCACGUCUCCUGGCCGGGCAAAUCCACGGUUCUGCCAGCCAACGAUGUAGACUCGACGUCUUCUGUCCGCCGCAUCUUCUUCCUCCUGCCACCAGACGCGCCAGUUCCUUCCACGGUCACCAUCACACCCCCUUCGUCUCUCGAGGCUAUCACUCUCAAACCUCUGCCCGCAAUCUUCCCACCGUCCUUCCAGGAUCAACGCGGUACACGCGGCGUUUUGCACACCAUAUGGGCCAAGAAGCGCCUGCGCGAGCUCGACGCAGAGAUGGCGUCAGAACUGUCCUUCAAUACGGAGAGCGUGGGCCUGGAAAUGGCACGCGCAGAGCGGGACUGGAUCGUGGAUACGUUCCUCACCGAGAAGAAGCAGGGCGAUGGUCUAGGAAGCGUGCUGAGCGCCGCGGGCAUGACGCCCUUGACGCCACGCAGUCCCAUCGGCGGCAAGCUGGGCGAGAAGUUGCGCGGUCUCAAGUUGGGGACCAGCCCGGCCGAGCUGGAGCCAUCGGGUAUGUUCUCCCAUCGAGUAUCGUGCACGUUACGUCGACUAACCGCGGGACACUAGCAAACACCUUUCUCACAGAGGGCAGCCAGAGCCAGACGCUUAGCCCGCGUGGCGACGAUAUUGCCAUGUCAGGGUUUGGCAGCAUACCCCAGCGCUCGCCCGGUGUUGCCCCCAUGGGCGGCGCCAUCUCAUUGAAUGCCGUGGUCAAGGGGGAUCCCGCGCCCACGGGGCCCA